AUGCCGUAUUGUUCAGUGAAAUGGUGUGGAAAGUGUAGUACAACGUCUAGUCUCACCAAAGAUGGUAUUACAUUUCACAGGUUUCCCAAGUGUCCUAAAAUAAAACAAAAAUGGAUUAACGCUACAAAACGGGAUGGCAAUUGGUUUCCUGGAAAAAACCACGUAAUUUGUUCUCGUCAUUUCACUCAGGAUUGUUUUCGUGUUAUUAGAGAAAAUCGUCGUUUUCUAUUCGAAACUGCCGUGCCUACACUAAUGUUACCAUGUUUGGAGAGUCAUCAAAAUCUCGCGGAGGCAUCUACUUCGUCAAAACCCGUAACUUCAAACCAAAAAAUAAUUGUACUGGCUACUCAGCCAACUUCUAGUGUUAAUGCAACAUAUAUUUCGUUGAAUGGUAGUGUUCAAAACAUUCCCGCCAUGCCAUCAACUUAUGCGGAAUCUGAAACUGUAAAUCGAGACACAUUAACACCGGUCGCACAGCAAAAUACUAAUGUUGAUUCAUUUCUAAGCAUACCAUCUAACUACAGUACACCGAGUGAACGGCGACUUUACAGGGCAGUCAUUGAUCUUACACAAAAAGUUAAGAAAAAAAAUGUUGCAUUAAAACGUUUAAGAGACGCAAACCGCAUGUUAAAGCGAAAAGUGCAAUCGUUAAGGAAGCUUCUAGGAGAAUUGGAAAAAAACAAC
Molecule: messenger RNA, 684 nt
Organism: Brenthis ino (lesser marbled fritillary)
Lineage: Eukaryota; Metazoa; Arthropoda; Insecta; Lepidoptera; Nymphalidae
Source: the annotation of a GenBank genome assembly